This is a messenger RNA of Adineta ricciae, 1110 nucleotides long. NCBI's taxonomy places the organism in Eukaryota, Metazoa, Rotifera, Eurotatoria, Adinetida, Adinetidae. The record is from the annotation of a GenBank genome assembly.
AUGAUAUGUCGUCAACGUUGCAAUAGAAAAACACUGUGGGCAUUGAUAAAAAAUGAAGUUACAUGGGGAAUACUUGUGAUUCUAUGUUGUGAUCUGGCAUUGAUUAUUAUUUGGGCGUCUAAUCGUCCAGUUCAAUGGCAAAAAUAUAAAGAUCCAGUUCAUGAACAAGGUCUAAUUGCCAUUAUCGGCGGUAUAUUCGCUCUUGUAGCAACGGGAAUGUCAUUGGUGCAAAUCGUUCAGCAUUUUUUUCACAAAACCCACCAUCCGUCACAAAAACGUAUUAUACGAAUAUUAGUCGUGGUACCUGUAUACGCAAUCACAUCUUGGGUCUCGAUUUUGUAUUUUACAUCAUCUAUAUACAUGGACUUGUUCAAAUCUUGCUACGAAGCUUAUGUCAUCUACUGUUUUCUUUUAUUAUUAACAAAGUAUCUUGGUGGACAUCGUGGUGUCGCGGAAGUGAUUCUCAAUCAAGAUGUUAUUUUCUUACCAUUAGUACGCUGUUGUAUUAAACCACGCCCAAAUAUCAGAUGGGUUUGGUAUUUCAAAGUUGGCCCCUUACAGUACACCUUGAUCAGUCCGAUAUGCUCAGCAAUUGCUGUUAUAUUAAACCUAGCUGGUGUUUAUGAUGAUGGCAACUGGAAUUUCCGUCGUGGCUUUCCGUACAUAGCAAUUAUUAUAAAUGUUAGUCAAAUUAUUGCCUUGUAUAUGCUCAUAGCAUUCUAUGGAAAUGCCAAAGAAGCAUUGAAGCCCUUUCGCCCACUAGGCAAAUUUAUUGUAGUCAAGCUAAUUGUAUUUUUUAUCUUCUGGCAAACUUUGUUAAUGAGUGGUCUAGCAGCCGUUGGAGUCUUACGAAAUACGACAUGUGAUCCAGACACAAAUCAACAUUGUAAUGGCUCGACGACGGGUUUUACAGUUGAGCAGGAAAAGAUUUUAUUGUCGAAUGUAUUAAUUUGCGUUGAAAUGUUUGGCUUUUCAAUCGCUCAUCAUUGGAUAUUUGACUGGAAACAGUAUGCUGACGGAUCAUUCAAGGAAAUCAUGGAAACUCGUUACCAUCAAUUGAAUGAUAAUCAAGAAGAUACAGAACUUGAUCACAUCAUUACACGGUUAUGA